AUGGAAUUAAACAAGCGGCGCGCAAUUUCGAAACGAGGAUCCUCGCGAUAUGAUCAACGGGUGCUCGCGUCAAAUGCCGAUCCAAGACGCCGCACAUUCGGACAGAACACCGAUCUCGCCGUCCGCCUUCUUUGUGACCUCCCACGAGAACUUCGAAAUCGCGUAUACAUGUUUAGCGUGCAAGGAGCCUACGAUGACGAGGUUUUUGUUCGCCGCCCACUCGAUGCAAACGGCAUGAACGUGCUUUUGGUCCGGCAGCAGACCAGUCAAUGCUCCUACCGAUGGAUAGAAGAUCCCAUCCACGCGACCUUGACCAACCCAGCUUUGGAGCCAGAAACGGCCAAAGAAAUGCUUGAGGCGUAUUACUGGACGCGAACUUUCAAAUGCUCUCAUCGCGACUUGCCUUUCCUGGGCUCAUUUCUGAACACGGACCGGUAUGGACUUGGCAUGGCGCCCUCCGCUUACAUCCGCCGCCUGCAGGUGCAAGUGCAAGUGGAGUGCGUACCACACGCGCAAUCGUCGGAGGCGCAAAUAUCCACAAGAAAGACGCAGUUGUGCGCCAUCCAAGCUCUCAGUGAGGUCCUUACUGCACGCACCGAAGUUGACAUCGAUGUGGUUUUGCCUGGAGACCUCCAAUAUGGGUGUGACGGUUCCGAAACGCGAUGUCAUCUUGCAGAGGAUAUGUCGGAUAUUGUCGAGAUGGUUGGAUGUUUGAGAAAAGGCGGGGUCCGCACAACUGUGACGCACAAUGAGCUGUGUGGCCACUGGGGAUACGAUACGGACAACUUGAACUCUUUAGAUAUGCACUGGACAGGGUUCAAAGUUCUAUGA
Parastagonospora nodorum SN15 is the source of this 831-nucleotide messenger RNA. RefSeq lists its product as hypothetical. The transcript has 2 exons. The coding region runs from base 1 to 831 and encodes 276 amino acids. NCBI's taxonomy places the organism in Eukaryota, Fungi, Ascomycota, Dothideomycetes, Pleosporales, Phaeosphaeriaceae. The record is from RefSeq and is a predicted model, not a curated record.